AACGAUUAAAGACGUUCCAUUUUGCCCAACUUUAUUAAAGACAUGGAAAUACUCAUAUUCCUGAUCAGCAAUCACUCUUUAAUCACUUGUAAGUUCGUUGAUACUAUCAUUCGUUGGAGUAGUUGGAAUAAAUAAUAAUUUAUACAGAACAUUUCAAACAUUGCAUAAUUUCGUUUUUUGUGGAGAAUAUCUUUUUCAAGUAGCAACCAGUCAAGAUUGAUUUUUUUAAUGCUCGAUUGUUCAAUAUUCCCUUUUCACACAGUUUAGCAAACGAUAUUUCAAUAUUUGCAUUCAUAAUUGUUAUUGAAGUUUGAGAUUGCCGCCGCCAUUAUUGAAAACCUGCCGAAAUUCACGGGACCAUGAACUAAAGCUUUCGAGAUGCGAUUGUUCAUUCAUUUCAGUCUCAACUUCGUUGCGUAGCUAACUUCAGGUAUCGGCGUAAAAUAAUAUUUUUGACGAUUGUGCAUCAGAGGAAUGAAAUAACACCUCGGCGUCAAGAUGGAAAAAAAUUUAAUACGAAAGAAAGGAAAAAAAUAAAGUAAUAAGGGCAUAUCUGUUUGUGAGUAGGAACGCCAGUAUAUUGUGAACAUUACUCUUUUAUUAUUCCCACGAAGACGUCAGUUUACUCAUGUACCCUCUUAAACGAAUAAUAAAUGACGGUAUGAAUGGAUCGGAAGAGACGUGCAAAUUGUGGAAUUGGGUUGUAAAUUGAGUCCACUAAUCGAUUAAAAACGGCAAGCCAUAAAAUGCAAAGAGUUCGUGUUAUUGAGAAUUUUCAUGUGUCAAAAUGUGAUUGAGAAGAAAUAUAUUAAAUAACUCUAAUAAAAAUAUCGAUUCUAAAAUAUGCAUCGUAUUCGUUUUCGUAUGGCUGGUCUAGUGUUGAGUUGAAAUCCUCAUUCUUGUGCAUAUGAGGCUAUGAAAAAAAAAAUACACCCAAACAAAAACUGAAAAAGAGACGUGGAUGGUGUCUGGAAUAACUCGAGGAUUUCAUGGGCGAGUUGUGUCACGAGCUGACGAAGAGAUUGUUCCUUUCGAUUUACGUCUCCGCCAUGAUUUUAUCUGUUCCUCCCUCAUUUUUGUUGGUAUUUUAGUUGAACAUAGAGUUAAUGGAGACCUGAGAAACUAACGAAAAUGAGUUAUCAACAACUCGAAGUAUUCAUGUUAUCAGUUGGAUGAUUCACGACAAGAUAUCUAUCAGAGAAAACCACUACCGUAAGUUCUGAAGAAUGAUGCUUUCAAUGUUCAACGUAAACGCAUAUCAUUCUCAAAAUAAAUUCCAACGUGAUCCACAUUGGUUCAAGCCAAGUAUUGCAAAAAUAACUCCACGUGGAUAUGUGAGAUGAUAAUUCAGUAGAGAAGAGGUAAAAGGAGAUAAUUCACUACUGACUAUUGACCGGGUUUUAAAAACGAACCUAAGGAAGAUAGCAAAAUUUUUGUUUUAACUUUUUUGUGGAGCAUAUGGAGCACUGCAACAAAUGUCAUUACAAAAAUUCCAUUAUCUGCCUUAGAUCUGGAGAUAUUGCUGAAAAACGUGAGAGAUAAAUAAACAUAUCUCAGGUGACCACCGAGUUGUACAGGAUGCAUUUCACAAAUGCACAAAUCAAUCAUUUGUAUUAACAGGUUUUACUGCAUAAUUUUCAUCCCCGAUAAUCAACUGCAGAGGUUUUUUAACUUGUCCAUAGGCAGUAGUUCAUUGACAGGCUCUUAAAACUAGUUUUUCCCUUCUGAAUGUCGUGCCAUGAAUGUCGCCACGUUGGAGUGAUGUAUAUGAGACGUCCAACUACUGUCUAGGUAGGUUAGUCAACUGGACGUUCUGUUGAUCGUGAAGGGGACGUCUGUAGUACCAACGUCACACAAGUAAAAAAAUCUCACCUCAUCAACUCCGGAAAAUACUAUUCUCCUAACAUUUUAUCAAAUGAAUUGAUCAAAUUUAUUCGAAAAUAAAUUUUAUUAGAUUCAAUGAAGUAAAAUACCGAAUUUUCCAUGAUCGAUGAAAAUUAUAUUCAAUGUAUUCAAUGAUAAUUCAGGAAUAUGGGAAUACUUUAUUAUGAAAAAAAAACGCUACGCAAUACAAGAUAAGGACUAUUUUUCUCUUUUAAAAAUUGUUUCUCGUGGUUGAUCGAAUCCGUUCGAGUGAUCAAUUCGAGGUCUGAAUGUCACAUUGCCGAUAUCACUCAUGCCCUUCCCCACCCUCGUUUGAAAUAAUUUCUAAUGUCAAGUGUCUCCAAACAGGAAAAAUUGUGCUUGAAUAUUUAUGUCUACAAGAAUCUGCAUAUGCAACGGUUGUCACUGUUAUACCCAACCACUGUCAUUCUUCCGUCAGCACAUUGUCAUCUAGCAAUCAUGACAUUUGCCGGAUAUGCCAUUGUGAGGGAGAAAUUGGGGCUCCUCUGCUUGCCCCGUGUUACUGCAGUGGAAGUCUACGGUAUGUACACCAGGCCUGUCUUCAGCAGUGGAUAAAAGCAUCGGAUACACGGGCUUGUGAAUUAUGUAAAUUCACAUUCAUAAUGCAUGCCAAGACAAAGCCGUUUUCCGAGUGGGAGAAGCUCGAAAUGUCGGCACCUGAAAUACGCAAAUUGUGGUGCGCCGUUGCAUUCCAUGCUGUUGCUGCACUGUGUGUAGCCUGGUCACUCUAUGUUCUCGUUGAACGAUCGGUUGAAGAGGCGCGAAAGGGAUUUGUCGAUUGGCCAUUUUGGACAAAAUUGAUUGUCGUCGUAAUUGGAUCUACUGGUGGUCUUGUAUUCAUGUAUAUUCAAUGCAAAGCGUAUAUUGAACUCUGCAGGAGAUGGCGUGCUUUCAACAGAGUCAUAUUCAUCCAGAAUGCACCUGAGAAAGUGGUGCUUCCCCCAUCUCCCACAGAUUCCCUUCGUGACGUGACACUACCAUUGAAAGAUCCCACUGCCUCAAUGCCUGAGCUGAAUCGCACUCUGUUACCACGAUCCCUGGAUCCAUCAUGUGCAUCAGAGUCAGUCAAGCCAGAAUCAACUACCCCAGCGCAAAAGCACGAUGCCCAGCUAAAGCUGUACGUUUUCGAUAAAUUAUCAUCAUCGGAGGAUAAUUUGUAAAGAAAAAUCGUAUCUAUCAGUUGGCUUUCAUUGAUUAUCGUUUCAUGAACAAGACAUACAUGCAAGUCAUAAUGUAAACAAAAGAAACAGAACUGAUAUUUCACUAAUGUGCGAAUGAUGUUACAAUAAGACAAAGUGAGUCGACAGAAACGUGAAAAAGAACAAAUUUCAAUGGAGUUAUUUGCUUCCAAAGAUGUAACUGAAGGUUUGUGUCUAGCACUCUCCUUUCGAAGCACUUUUACUCGACACUUAGUACUUCAGUGAUUAUAAAAUUGACAAAGGCAUAAAAUAAGAUGCAGAGGGGUAAUAAGUGGAAUGUGAUUUCGUUGGUUUAUAUAUACGAAUCACGUUUCGUACUCUUCCCCAUCAGACAAUUAUGUACAUAAUUAUUAUAUCUGUGAUGUUAUUGAAUAAACUUUACCACAUUCAAACUAUCCGUUUGCUUUUCAAUGGUUUUGUCGAAUUAUAAAUCGAAUAGGUUUAAAUGUGGAGCUCAUAAUGCGCUGAUUGUUAUGAAUCCUAAGGGAUUCGUGGAUGAAUGAAUAUUUUUGUGUACAAUUGAAUUACAUUAGAAGUUAAAUGAUAGGUCGUAAUGAAGUAAUGGAUAGUUAAGAUUUUUAUUAAGUUCAAUAAACUGAUAUGGAAAGAAAAUUCCA
This is a messenger RNA of Diachasmimorpha longicaudata, 3721 nucleotides long. RefSeq names its product E3 ubiquitin-protein ligase MARCHF8-like. Gene Ontology annotation, molecular function: ubiquitin protein ligase activity; zinc ion binding; MHC protein binding. The record is from RefSeq and is a predicted model, not a curated record. NCBI's taxonomy places the organism in Eukaryota, Metazoa, Arthropoda, Insecta, Hymenoptera, Braconidae. Gene Ontology annotation, biological process: antigen processing and presentation of peptide antigen via MHC class II; protein polyubiquitination; immune response. The transcript is spliced from 7 exons. The coding region runs from base 2154 to 3065 and encodes 303 amino acids. Gene Ontology annotation, cellular component: cytoplasm; late endosome membrane; early endosome membrane.